Aspergillus saccharolyticus JOP 1030-1 is the source of this 1074-nucleotide messenger RNA. RefSeq lists its product as uncharacterized. Bases 1 to 1074 code for a protein of 357 amino acids. Gene Ontology annotation, cellular component: membrane. The record is from RefSeq and is a predicted model, not a curated record. Lineage: Eukaryota; Fungi; Ascomycota; Eurotiomycetes; Eurotiales; Aspergillaceae. The transcript is spliced from 3 exons.
AUGUCUGCCGCAACCUCAUUUUUGCAGAAACAGCUCAAGACCAAAUUGGUAGAAUGGGCUCAUAUCACCGACCUUCAGGAUUACGAGGGCUUCAAUAAGAACGAUCUCGUCACCGCGCUUGACUCACACCUCCAGGCUCACCAAUCUAUCUUCAUCGAUGAUGCACGCCUAAGGGACUAUUACAGGCGCUUGUCAGGAGAAUCGCAAUUUCUGUCACCUGCCAAGAAUCCAUCGCCUGCAAAGGCGUCGCCGAGUAAGAGGGGACACAAGGUGGAAGCCUCCCCGUCGCCCGACGAAGCACCCCGGUCAACGCGCAAGAGAGGCACUCGAUCCAACCGCGAAGUAGAGCAAACGGAUGACUCCGAUCUCCCCCAGACUCCUAGUCAGGUGCUGGUGAGCGUCCAGCGCCCCUUGUCGCCAUUGGGGGCGACACUCCCGCCCUCGCCUGCUGUGGUGACCGAUGUGAUCGAUCGCCAAACGGCCGCAUGGGGCAAAAGCCUCAAGGAGAUCUGGCGCGCUUGCAGGGUGCAGGAGCAAUCGGAAUCGCUGCGCUCUAAUCUGAGCAGCGUCAAAGCAAUCGGCGUCGUGCUGUACGGUAUCGAAAGCUUCAGUGUCUUGCGCUUACUCUUCCCACUGAGACCGUUGACCCGCAUCCCCGCCGUGGACGCGCUCCACCUACCGACGUUCAAGAUCUGGGCUCCUGAUGCUUUUGUUUUGGUCGAGAGCUCCUUCUGGACUGCGUUCAUUGGGUGGUUGUUUACCAGUUUGAUUAUUCCCCUGACCCUCGCAUACUUCUUCAACAUCAGCUUGCAGGUGGCCCAAACCGGCGGACCGGCGUCCAAUACUCGGCGGGCGGCAAGGCAACUCGCCAGCUUCGAUCCUCUGAGCUUCCACAUUGCCAAAGCAAUAUUUACAUACCUGGUCUAUUCCGGCAAGUUUAGCUACUGGGGCUUCUUCAACGAUGCCGCCAUCGAGGACGUCAACGAUGCUAUUCCGGGCCACUGGCCCGGCCUCAUCACUGGUUCCGCGAUCGGCGUGAUUACGACUCUUUAUGAAGCCAUUCUGAGGAAGUAG